Messenger RNA from Sorex fumeus (smoky shrew), 4221 nucleotides. It is a transcript of the gene SIRPA, whose product is annotated as signal regulatory protein alpha. Gene Ontology annotation, biological process: positive regulation of T cell activation; positive regulation of phagocytosis. The record is from RefSeq and is a predicted model, not a curated record. The coding region runs from base 116 to 1663 and encodes 515 amino acids. NCBI's taxonomy places the organism in Eukaryota, Metazoa, Chordata, Mammalia, Eulipotyphla, Soricidae. The transcript has 8 exons. Gene Ontology annotation, cellular component: plasma membrane.
GCGGAGCGCGCGGGGCGCGGGGGGGGGAGCCUUAGUCAUUUCCCCGCUCCAGCCCGCGCCCGCCCGAGCGCGCACUCACGGCCGCUCUCCCUCCUUUGCUCCGCAGCCGCGGCCCAUGGAGCCCGCCGGCCCGGCCCCCGGCCGCCUCGGGCCGCUGCUCUGCCUGCUGCUCGCCGCGUCCUGCGCCUGGACAGGAGUGGCCGGGACGGAGGUGCAGCUGCAGGUGAUCCAGCCUGAUAAGCUCGUGUCAGUGGCUGCAGGAGAGACGGCCACUCUGCGCUGCUCCAUGACCUCCCUGCUUCCCGUGGGCUCUGUCAAGUGGUUCCGGGAGAGACUGGGUGUCCGGGAUGAGAUCUACAACUUUGGAAGCAAAGUACACAACCCCCGAGUGACCAAUGUUUCAGAUUCCACCAAGAGAGACAACAUGAACUUUUCCAUCCGCAUCCGUGAAAUCAGCCCGGCUGACAUGGGCACCUACUACUGUGUGAAGUUCCGGAAGGCGAAUGUGGAAGAUGUGGAGUUCAAGUCUGGGUCAGGCACCCAGGUCACCGUGAGUGCCAAACCUUCUCCUCCCGAGGUCUCGGGCCCCAAGACGAGGGCCCCGCCCGGGCACACAGUGAGCUUCACCUGCAAGUCCCACGGCUUCUCCCCCAGAAACAUCAGCCUGCGGUGGUUCAAAAACGGGAAGGUACUCUCGGCCUUCCAGACCAGCGUGGACCCCCAGGGGGACAGCACCUCCUACAGCAUCUCCAGCACAGCCAGGGUGCCGCUGACCUCGGGGGACGUGCGCUCCCAGGUCAUCUGUGAGGUCACCCACAUCACCCUGCCCAAGGGCUCUCCUCUCCGUGGGACGGCCAGCUUGGCUGAGAGCAUCCGAGUUCCACCCACCCUGGAGGUCUCCCAGUACCCGGCAGUGGGCAACCAGGUGAACCUCACCUGCCAGGUGAAGAAGUUCUACCCCCAGAACCUACGGCUGACCUGGCUGGAGAACGGAAACGUGUCCCGGACAGAAACGACCUUCCUCCUCUUAGAGAACAAGGACGGGACCUUUAACCGAACCAGCUGGCUCCUGGUGAACUCCUCUGCCCACCGGGAGAACGUGCCAUUCACCUGCCAGGUGGAGCACGAUGGGCAGCCGGUGCUCACCAAAUCACACACCCUGGAGGUGUCUGCGCCCCAGAAGGACCAAGGCUCAAAUGACUCCUCUGAUGCAACUCCCAGCUGGUACGGCAUCUCCAUUGCGGUGGGUGUAAUUUGUGCCCUGCUGGUGGCCCUGCUCAUCGCUGCCCUCUACCUCCUCCGAAUCCGACAGAAAAAAGCCAAAGGCUCCACUUCUUCUACCAGGUUGCAUGAGCCCGAGAAGAAUGCCAGAGAAAUAACCCAGGUACAGUCCUUGAUCCAGGAAACCAACGACGCCAACAACGACAUCACCUACGCCGACCUGAACCUGCCCAAGGGGAAGAAGCCGGCCCCGCGGGCCGCCGAGCCCAACAACCACACGGAGUACGCCAGCAUCCAGACGGGCCCGGCGUCCGGCCCCGAGGACACACUCACCUACGCCGACCUGGACAUGGUCCACCUCAACCGGGGCACCAAGCAGCCCGCGCCCAAGCCUGAGCCGUCCUGCUCAGAGUACGCCAGCGUCCAGGUGCAGAGGAAGUGAAGGGUGGGACGGUCAGCUCCGGGCACCGUCCCCACAGGCUCUCUGCCCACCACGGGCAGCCGUGAUAAGGACUGCCCCCCCGCUCAAGGGUCAGGGGGCGCAGGCCCUGGAACCCCAAGGGUGAGGGUGGCUCUCGCCUGUCCCCCGCCCACCUGGCAUGUCCAGGGCAGCCUCACCCCCCCAGCAUUGCCAGACCAGCCGGAGGCCUGAGCUGGGAGGCAGCCGGAGCCCUGGGGAGGGGGGACUGAGUAGCCUUGUGCUGCUUCUCCCUCCACCUCGGACCUUGGUCACGGUCUGAGGAAUCGGCCUCCCUGUGCGCCACAGUCUCAUCUUCCAAGACCUGGAGGGCAGAAUUCCCAUCCGCUCCCCCCGACCACCACCACACAAAUGCAUCUCUGGGGGAAGCAUUUUCCCUUUACGUCGGACUGCCCUGUCCUCUGGGGAAAGCUGGAGACGAAGCCUAUGGGAUUUGCACUCCGAGACUUGGUGACAGAAAUCGCUGCCAAUGUCCCUGGGCUGAGGAGCCACGCACCCUGGGGGAGGAGCAAACCUCCAAGGCUCCUCCCUCCUGCCCCACCCCUCAUCCUCUCAGAGGCCCCCCCUGAGACUCCUGGAGGACCCGUCACCCCAACUGUGAUUCCGCGUGGCCCCAGCUCCUCUCUCGCCCUGAGCUUGCUUCCUCCAGCUCGCACUAACUCAGCACCAUCCCGCUGUGGACGCCGCCUGUAAAUUAUUGACAAACGUGAGACGUGCAAUCUUGAAACUGAGGUGUUAGAAAAUUUGAUCUGUGAUGUUUCGUUUUCGUUUGUUUUUUUUUUCUUUUUGUUUUUUUUUCUUUCUUUUUCUUAAAACAACAGCAACGUUCUCUUGGCUCUUUGUCAUGUGUUGAAGUACAUGGUCGGGUCUUGUGCAGUCUAAGGUUUAACCGUUGGUUGCCCUGGAAGGAUCUUUUCUUCCAGCAGAAACUGGACUCCUCCAGAUCCCUGAGGAGGGGGAGGAAGGUGCCAGGGGGGCCUUAGUGCUGAGCUCCAGGACCGUCGGCCAAAUCUCCGCCAAGCCUUGUGGCUGCCCCGCUGCCUCCUGUGACCCCCAGCGUGGUUCUUCCCCGCGCCUAGCCCCCGCGCUCUCCCCGGGCUGCUGUUCCCGCACGUCUGCCGGCCUCUCAUCCAGAGAAAGGGGACCCCAGUGUCUUCCCACCACCUCUCAGCACUUUAGGGCCAAACAGGGUUUGAAAGUGCUGCUCGUCUCUUCCCCACUUGGACCCCUCCGCCCCGUCUUCAGUGACCUUCCCUCAAAUGCCCAGCUCCCAACUGACCCCCUGCAGGAGACUUCUCCCGCUGCUCCUUUCAAACCCUUUUAGGAUCAAACUGGAAUCCGUCCUACAUAGUCAGAAGCACUGAGCAGCCAGGAAGCCCCAACCGGUCCUCCUUCUGUCCCUCUGCCUCAGGAGGUUGGGCAUUGGCUGGACCCUCAGACCCCGCCACACUUCCAACUCACAGUGGAGGGCUGUUCAGCGCCCCCCUGGGGCAAGCCCACGUGGCACGCCUCGUUUAUUCAGUCUUCACGUGUCAUCGUCAGCUCGUAGGUUGAGGCACUAAUCUUCUCUGACCCCUGAGUCUGGCAUAGGCGUCCAGGGCAACCCCGGCUUAGAACCAGAAACCCUCACAACCUUCCCGACCAGCUUUGCAGGUGAACUUGAGAAGCUCAGCGUGCACAGACACACAGGCGCAGACACACACGUACACACAGGCACACAUAGACACACACAUACAAACACAUACACAGACACACAGACAUAUACACACACACACAGACACAUAGACACAUGGACACACCAUACAGACACAUUGACACACAGAAACACACAGACACACACAUACACAUACAUACACAUACAUACAUUCGCACAGACCCACAUACACAUAGACACACACAGACACACACACACAUUCAGACACAUACACAGACAGACACGCACACGUAUACACUCACACACACACACAUACCACGUGGGAGUGAUUUGGCAUUUGAUGUGAUGGCAUCCAGGAAUGCGUCAUGCCAACAGGCCAUGUGGGCAGCCCUGGCUCGCUGAGUCAGGCUUUCUCUGUGACAUCUGGGAGCACAGGACCCAGCCACCUGGCUUGGGUUAUUUCCAAACUCCAGAAGCUUGUUGGCUUGUGGGUCUGCGUCUCUCCCCUGACCCAGAGAGUGCACUCAGCACUGCUCUCUUCUCCCACACAUGCAGACCCGCUCCCAGGCUGGUCAGAGGGCUCUCGGGCACCGACUGGAUUUCCUUUGGCUUGGGAAAGGGAGUCAGUAGUCGGGGUCAAGGAAGUGGUGCCGCUUCCCUCCAGCCUGGUGGCCUGGCGGUCCCCGUUCCAUGUCUAUGGAACCCCAGGAAAAGGAAGAGGUCGUGUCAAUAGUGCAGAAGAAGCGUGGUUUGGGGAGUUUAUUUUAAGACUGCUGGCAAGGAAACAGGCCCCCUUUUUGUAUAUAGUUGCAACUUAAACUUUUUGGCUUGCAAAAUAUUUUUGUAAUAAAGAUUUCUGGGUAACAAC